GUGACUGGGGUAUAACUGAUUUGAAGCAUUAAUGUAUGAAUACAUGUUAUAUCCUGUACAGUUUGUAUAUGUUUGUGCGACACACCGAACAGGUAGCAAAAACAUCUACGUUAAUAGUCAGUAAAGAUGUAAACAUGUUUAGUCGGUAUGGAUAACAUAGUAUUUUUCUACGAAGGACCACCUUACACUUUAAUUCAUUUAAUUUCGUAUCAGUGAAAUGCACUUAAGCAAUUUUUAUUAUACGGACAUACGCGUAAUUAAUGUUAUAAUUAGUCAAAACUGUCGCCGCGUAUCGCUACAGGCCAAGCAUGUUAUUUAACCUCGUUUCUUAAAAGAGUGAGUUAGUAAGUAAGUAAAUAUUUUAAUAGUGACAUGUACAUUACAUAUUCAUAGACAUAAAAUUUCAAAGGCAUGAAAGCAAGCACCCGGCCGAGAUUGCCUGUUAGUCAAACAAACACAUGUUGUUAAUGAUAAACUAUAUACAAUUUGUGUAUCGUUAGAUGAAGUAAUAUGGCCUUUGUUCUAACGACUGAUAGACACGUUGAAUAAAGUGCAAACAGUGAAAAACAAAUAUUAAAUAUAAUAACAGCGAAUAAAUACAUGUAUGAUUAUAUAUCAGUGUACGUCAAUUCACAUUGAAGCAACUCUAUGCAGAGCAAAUACGAGGGAGAGACUGUUGGCAAUUUAUUUGUGUUUCUUAUACAUUUGUUUGAAUUCCAUGUUUAAGUUUGUAACGAAAGGUGUCUGAUCAACUUUUCAUGUUGUUUUUUUUUCAGGACACAAAACCUAUCAUGCAAUUUGUUUGGUCUCGAGUUAAUUUAUGACCUCAGUUCAUAUUAGUUUAAUUUCAUUGUACAUGAUUACAUGUUAUUGCAUAAUCGGUUUUCCCAGAAUGAUUAAUUUACAUAAACAAAAGAGUAUAAAAGACAUUUGUAAAAGAAAGUAGAUGUUGUUUAGACUAUUGUUUAACUACCUGAAACAGAAAUGGAGUGUUCGAAAAUUAUUAUUUGUUUCAUCGCCGUCAUACUGGAAGUAUCCAUCUGUGUUUUCGCAAAAGUACCUAGAGCUGGCAAUGUAUUUAGCUCAGAAAAUGUUUUAAAGACAGAAGAACUUAAAAGAGGAGGUUGGCAAAUGGUGUUCCGAGCAACGUCUGGUAACGGCGACAGUGUCUACGAUGCAUGGACAAAAGGUACAAAAACCAAUGCAGACAAACCUGUCGCCAUGACACGAUCGUAUGGAUUACAUUACCGCAGCAGCUUUGUAUCCAAUUGGUCAAAUAUUAGUGUCGAAUUCGUCAAGUUUGCAUUUUACGAUGAAGAUAGGGAAGUCGCUCACGUGAUUUUAAAUGGCAAAAACAGUGAUAUCAACAACUGGUUUGACAAAACACGUGUCCUGUCAUCUAGCUGGCCAGAUCUAACUUCCAAACAUACCUACAAUUACUUUUCCAUCGCUGGCCAUUACAUGCCGAAGCGCCACGAUCGCCGUUUUUUCAUCAACAGAUCAUAUGCCGGCUGCCCGAAAGAUCUUAGUCACAUGGUUGUUAUUAAUUCUGUUACCCCUGCUGUAUGCCAAUGGGAUAGUCAUGCAACUUAUCCACAGUUCCUGUAUUCGAAAAUCAACUCUGUUGAUUUUUUUGACAGACGAAUGUUUGGAACAGCCGAUUAUAUGGCGAUCUUUAUAAAAAGAAGAGUGUAAAUGUAUAGAAAGUCUUUGUGUAUUAUUUAGCAUGUUUUCGUACUGUUUCCAAUGAAGCUGUAACUUUUUUUCCAAGCGCUACUACGUAACGUACUUGUAAUCCAUAAAAAUAUUGAUGUUCUGAAUGAUUUGAACAAUGAUAUUAAUACAUAUACAUUUGAACAAUGAUAUUUAUGCUAAUACAUUUGAACACUGAUGUAUCAAUGCACUAAUGCUGAUACAUUUGAACAAUAAUUUUAAUGCUAAUACAUUUGAACAUUAAUGUAUCAAUGCUGAUACAUUUGAACAAUGUUAUUAAUGCUAAUACAUAUGAAGAGCGGUAUUGAUGCUUAUAAAACUGAUCAAUUAUAUUUAUGAUUAAAUAUUUGAACAAUGCUAUCUAUGCUAAUGCAUUUGAUCGAUGAUAUUAAUGCUAAUAAAUUUGAACAAUUUUAUUAAUGCAUUUUGCAAA
This is a messenger RNA of Mercenaria mercenaria, 2146 nucleotides long. RefSeq lists its product as uncharacterized. Bases 985 to 1695 code for a protein of 236 amino acids. The record is from RefSeq and is a predicted model, not a curated record. The transcript has 3 exons. Lineage: Eukaryota; Metazoa; Mollusca; Bivalvia; Venerida; Veneridae.